AUGGCGGAGUGGCCAUCAGGAGAACCCAGACUUUCCCCUGUGGGAUGCUACACGCAUUUGACCACAAAACCUCCUACCACAACGGAAACAACAACUACAUCUCAGCCGCCUACACCUAUCACUACAAAUGCUGCAUCUUCUACCACACCUGAAACAACAACUACAUCUCAGCCACUUACAAGUACUACUACAACCACUACCCCACCUACCACAACUGUAACAACAACUACAACUCUGCCACCCACAACUACUACUGCAACCACUACAGUUUCUACCACAGCUGAAACAACAACUCAGCCACCUACACCUAAUAGUUCAACCACUACACCUUCUACCACACCUGAGACAACAACUACAACUCUGCCACCCACAACUACUACAGUGACCACAAAACCUCCUACCACAACGGAAACAACAACUACGUCUCAGCCGCCUACACCUAUCUCUACAAAUGCUGCAUCUUCUACCACACCUGAAACAACAACUACAACUCUGCCACCCACAACUACUACUACAACCACUACAAUUUCUACCACAGCUGAAACAACAACUCAGCCACCUACAACUACUAGUUCAACCACUACACCUUCUACCACACCUGAAACAACAACUACAACUCAGCCACCCUCAACUACUACAACUACUACAUUGACAACAAAACCUCCUACCACAACGGAAACAACAACUACAUCUCAGCCGCCUACACCUAUCGCUACAAAUGCUGCAUCUUCUACCACACCUGAAACAACAACUACAUCUCAGCCACCCACAACUACUACAGUGACUACAAAACCUGCUACCACAACGGAAACAACAACUACAUCUCAGCCGCCUACACCUAUCACUACAAAUGCUGCAUCUUCUACCACACCUGAAACAACAACUACAUCUCAGCCACUUACAAGUACUACUACAACCACUACCCCACCUACCACAACUGUAACAACAACUAAGACUCUGCCACCCACAACUACUACUGCAACCACUACAGUUUCUACCACAGCUGAAACAACAACUCAGCCACCUACACCUACUAGUUCAACCACUACACCUUCUACCACACCUGAGACAACAACUACAACUCUGCCACCCACAACUACUACAGUGACCACAAAACCUCCUACCACAACGGAAACAACAACUACGUCUCAGCCGCCUACACCUAUCACUACCAAUGCUGCAUCUUCUACCACACCUGAAACAACAACUACAUCUCAGCCACUUACAAGUACUACUACAACCACUACCCCACCUACCACACCUGAAACAACAACUACAACUCUGCCACCCACAACUACUACUACAACCACUACAAUUUCCACCACAGCUGAAACAACAACUCAGCCACCUACAACUACUAGUUCAACCACUACACCUUCUACCACACCUGAAACAACAACUACAACUCAGCCACCCUCAACUACUACUACAAAUACUGCACCUCCUACCACACCUGAAACAACAACUACAUCUCAGCCACUUACAAGUACUACUACAACCACUACCCCACCUACCACAACUGUAACAACAACUAUGUCUCAGCCAUCUACAAGUCCACCUUGCACUUGUUAUUGGUCAGAAUGGAUCAAUCUAGGCAAGCCCACCCCAGGCCCUAAUGGAGGGGAACAUGAAUCCAUCACGCAAAUAAAAUCUGCUGUUCAUCAUGCUUGCUUAACUCCGGAGGAAGUCAAGUGUAGAGCUGUUCUUUACCCAGGCCUUUCCAUGUCAGAGGUGGGACAAGUUGUGACUUGUAACAAAGAUGUGGGUCUCAAAUGCGAAAACAAACAACAAGGGCUUCAGCAAGAAUGUUUUGACUAUGAAAUUAAAUUUAAAUGUUGUACGUGUCAAACACUUUCAACACCUUCAACUACCACAACUAAAACACCUACUACUACAAGUACAACUCAGCCACCUACAACUACUACUACUACAACCACUACAAUUUCUACCACAGCUGAAACAACAACUCAGCCACCUACAACUACUAGUUCAACCGCUACACCUUCAACCGUAACUGAGAAAACUACUACAACUCUGCAGCCCACAACUACUACAGUGACCACCAAACCUCCUACCACAACGGAAACAACAACUACAUCGCAGUCGCCUACACCUAUCUCUACAAAUGCUGCAUCUUCUACCACACCUGAAACAACAACUACAACUCUGCCACCCACAACUACUACUACAACAACCACUACAGUUUCUACCACAGCUGAAACAUCAACUCAGCCACCUACAACUACUAGUUCAACCACUACACCUUCUACCACACCUGAAACAACAACUACAACUCAGCCACCCUCAACUACUACUACAAAUACUGCCGCUCCUACCACACCUGAAACAACAACUACAACUCUGCCACCCACAACUACUACUACAACCACUACAGUUUCUACCACAGCUGAAACAACAACUCAGCCACCUACAACUACUAGUUCAACCACUACACCUUCUACCACACCUGAAACAACAACUACAACUCAGCCACCCUCAACUACUACUACAAAUACUGCACCUCCUACCACACCUGAAACAACAACUACAUCUCAGCCACUUACAAGUACUACUACAACCACUACCCCACCUACCACAACUGUAACAACAACUAUGUCUCAGCCAUCUACAAGUCCACCUUGCACUUGUUAUUGGUCAGAAUGGAUCAAUCUAGGCAAGCCCACCCCAGGCCCUAAUGGAGGGGAACAUGAAUCCAUCACGCAAAUAAAAUCUGCUGUUCAUCAUGCUUGCUUAACUCCGGAGGAAGUCAAGUGUAGAGCUGUUCUUUACCCAGGCCUUUCCAUGUCAGAGGUGGGACAAGUUGUGACUUGUAACAAAGAUGUGGGUCUCAUAUGCGAAAACAAACAACAAGGGCUUCAGCAAGAAUGUUUUGACUAUGAAAUUAAAUUUAAAUGUUGCUGGUGUCAAACACUUUCAACACCUUCAACUACCACAAUUAAAAGAACUUCAACUACUUCAUUCACUUCACCUGUUACUACAACUGAAACAGCAACUAGUACUUGGCCACCAACAACUUCUACUACAACCACAACACCUUCUGUCACACCUGAAACAGCUACUAAAACUCAACCAACUACAGCUACUUCUACUACCAAUAUAUUUACCACAAUUAAUGUAAUGACUGGAGGAACUUCUCAACCACGUACUGCGAAUCAUAAUUGCCAUUGCUUUCAUAAUGGAACAGAGUUCCUCCCAAAUUCCAUAGUCUACAAUGUGACGGAUCACGAUGGCUACUGUUACACAGGGUACUGUAAUGAGAACUGUAAUGUAGUGCCCAAACACCACCCCUGUUCUAUGUCUAAGAAAGAUUGUGUUGAUAUAACGCCUCCAAGAAAGGACGGUGAAAGCUGGAAUGCAAGUAACUGUCGUGUAGGAACAUGUCAUACUGGCAUGGUGACCUAUAGCAACAAAAAAUGUCCAACUCUGAAACCCAAAGUAUGUGUAAAUAACUUCCCUCCCAUUGAAGUGAAGGAUAGUGAUGAAUGCUGCUCCCACUAUGAAUGCCAGUGUAUCUGCUAUGGUUGGGGAGACCCCAAUUAUGUCACCUUCGAUGGAACCUUCUAUAGUUUUAAAGGCAACUGUUCCUACUGGCUGGUGAAAGAGAUCUUACCCAAACAAAACUUCAGCAUUAUCAUCGAUAACUACUACUGUGGUGCAGCUGAUGGAUUGUCCUGUCCUAAGUCCAUCACUGUCUUCUACAAAAGCUACAAGAUCUUUAUUACGCAGAACAAAAUUAAAGGCAUUCUCAAAAACCAGGUUUUUGUGAAUGACAAACCAAUAAAAAGUCCUGCAUACCAGAAUGAUGACUUCCGUUUAACCAACACUGAUAUUGAUGCAAUUCUCGUCAUCCCUAAAAUUCAUGCCAGGGUCACCUACUCAGGGCUCUUAUUCAGUAUCUACCUGCCCUAUAGUAUAUUUCACGGCAACACAGAGGGACAGUGUGGCACAUGUGACAACAACCGGACAGAAGACUGUAGGUUACCCAGUGGCAAAAUUGAUCCUUCAUGCUCUAACAUGGCACCGUUCUGGCAUCUUAACAACAGUCUGUGUCAUAAUACACCUCCCCUACCACCAAAAACGAACAAUACCUGUGAUUCAACCAUCUGUGAGAUCAUCAAAAGCAGUGUGUUUGAGGCUUGCCACAACCUUAUUGACAACAGUCGAUAUUUUAAUGUCUGUGAGUCGGAUGUGUGCCACAAGCACAACGCUAACACUGGCUGCCAUAGCUUAAAAAGCUAUGCUGAUGCUUGUGCUGAGGCUGGAGUAUGUAUUCCCUGGAGGAAUGCCACAAAUGGAGUCUGUGAAUACCAAUGUCCAACUCCCAAAGUCUAUCAUGCCUGUGGCCCUCAGGUGGUGCCUACCUGUGACUCCUGGUACAACGAGAAAUUCAUCUAUACUGGCAGUCAGUUCAGCGCCAUGACAAAAGAAAAGCUGGAGGGUUGCUACUGCCCAAAUGACACCAUCCUCCUCUCGUCCAGCUCCAAUGAAUGUGUGUCCACAUGUGAAAUCUGUCGGUUGGCAAACGGAAAAUGGACCAAGGCCAAUGCAUCAUGGAUAGAAGGGUGUGAGGAGUGUAUAUGUGAGGAGGACACACUGCAGGUCACCUGCCAUAACAUAUCCUGUCCAACACAGUCACCCCUCAGCUGUGACCAUGAAGGUCAGGUCAAGGUCAAUGACACUGUUGGAUGCUGUCAAAAGGAGAAGUGCGAGUGUGAUGUGAAGGGGUGCUCUCAUAUUGUGCCGUCCUGUCCGCCUGGUUCUACUCUAAGCACCGAGACGGGAGUCUGUUGUCACACAUACACCUGCGUGAACACGUGUGUUUUCAACAACACUGGAUAUAAGGUUGGAGACAUGGUGCCCAUGAACCCAUGUGAAAAGUGCACUUGCACUAACACGACAGAGGCCGGCAGACAUCAGUACGAAAUAAAAUGUCUGCCUGUACCAUGUGACACACACUGCCCUCUGGGUUAUGAGUACCAGAGCAUCCCUGGCCAGUGCUGUGGAAAGUGUGUCCAAACAAGCUGCAUUGUCAUGCUGUCGAAAAACUCCACACACAUGUUAAAGCCUGGCACCGUUUGGUCCCCCGCUGGGAACCCCUGUGAGAAGUUUGAGUGUGUGAAGACAGCUAAUCAGUUCAUCACUGUCGAGGCCAAGAUCAUCUGUCAGCCCUUCAACCCUGAUGAAUGCAUACCGGGAACAGAGGCCAUAGCUCCAGACGGAUGCUGUCGUGUCUGUGUUCCAAAUACUCAUACAUGCAGUGUGUCCACCACUGCUGUGUACCUGGAGAGCAAGGGCUGCUACUCCAAAGACACUGUGAACAUCACAUCUUGUAGUGGAGCAUGUGGUACCUUCACCUUCUAUUCCAGCAAAAUGAGAUCCUUGCAGCACACCUGCUCCUGCUGCCAGGAGAUGGCCACAUCAGAGAGGCAGAUCCAGCUCUCCUGCCCUAACAAUACUGAGGUCUCCUACACCUACAUCCACAUUGAUGCCUGUGGGUGCCUCAAGACAAAAUGCUCUGCGUUUGACCAAAGUGACAUGGCAACCACUCCGUCCAGUAUCAAGUCACGUCGACGCAGGAGAUAAGUAAAAAAACUGGACUAGCAUAUGCAUUGGCAUUGUAAUGAGCAUGUAUUUGUUGGACCAUAAUUGAACAAUCAUACUUGAAUCAGUGUCAACUUCAUCCUCAUACAUGAUUUCUCCAUUUAUGUUUAAUGUAUUACUUUAUUUAGUUUUAGCUUCAUAAGAUUGUAAACCCACAAA
Molecule: messenger RNA, 5781 nt
Organism: Xiphias gladius (swordfish)
Lineage: Eukaryota; Metazoa; Chordata; Actinopteri; Istiophoriformes; Xiphiidae
Product: mucin-2-like
Exons: 20
Coding region: 1-5604 (1867 amino acids)
Cellular component (GO): membrane; extracellular matrix
Molecular function (GO): protein binding
Source: RefSeq, a predicted model, not a curated record